AUGUCGACUGCUCUAUCCCCAUUACAGUCGUUUCUGGCGUACGCACAAGAAGCCACAGGGCUUGCUCCGUCAACAACAGUCUCGUUAUUAGUCCUCGUCGCGUCGAUAAUUUACGUCAUCUUCUCGUACGUUCAGCACCGCGCUGCGCCUGUUCCGCCGCCAGUCCCGGGCCCCCCGGAGCCGAUUAAAAUAGGGGAAAUUACUCUCGAGAAGCUAAGCCAGUACAGCGGCAGCGACCCGGAGAAACCGAUCCUUCUGGCCAUUCGAGGGAAAAUCUACGAUGUGACUCGUGGAAAGCACUUCUACGGCCCAGGAGGGCCGUACGAGGUGUUUGCAGGGAAGGAGGCGAGCCGCGCGUUUGCCAAGAUGUCAACCGAUCCUAAGGAUGCUGUGGGGGACCUCACAGGGCUGACCUACUCUGAGUUGGAUACCCUGAGGGACUGGGAGUCGUCUUUGCAGUUUAAGUAUGAUGUGGUGGGGACGGUGAAGGGGAGUGAGGGGGGCGUGGGGGGUGAAGGCGCAGCAGGAGGUGCAGGAGGGACAGGGGGUGCAGGGGAAACAGGAGGUGCAGGAGAAACAGGGGAAGGAACAGAAGCUGCUACAGGUGCAGUGGCAGCCGAAGGGGAGGGAGGGGAUGGGGCGGAGGAAGGAACGAAAGGAGCUGGUGGUGAUUAG
Messenger RNA from Closterium sp. Naga37s-1, 675 nucleotides. The record is from the annotation of a GenBank genome assembly. Lineage: Eukaryota; Viridiplantae; Streptophyta; Zygnematophyceae; Desmidiales; Closteriaceae.